AUGUUUACAAGCAAAGUAGUUGAUAAUGCACGUGAAUCCCAUUUACAACAGCUUUAUCAGUAUUACAGAAUGGGCGUGUCCUGUUUACUGCUGAGUCCGACUCUCAGAUCAAUACUAGAACCAGCCCUCAGUAGCCCGUCUUUAGAAAUACCUGCUGCUGAGGGAGAAUUUAUGAGCGUUGCAGAUUUAGAUAUGUGUAGCUUCAAUGAAUUAUCUAAAACAGUUCAAUGUGCACGAGACAUAGUGGACUCUUAUCUUUAUCUAAAAUCAAUUAACACUCUAUCCCAGUCAUUACUCUCACCACACCAGUUGUUAACAUUACAGUACUGUACUGCUGAGACACUCGUUCGUUUAGCUUUUAUAAUCGUGAACAGUACUUCAUGUUGCACACAUAAAAAUAGCUAUAACUUAGAUACAAUAAUUUGUGGCAUGUUGAAAAUGGCUGCAAGAUUAGGUUCUGUGUCUCACUUAUUAUAUCUAUCAUUGUAUUACUAUAGAACAGGGAGAUUCGAGAAAACACUACACAUCACUUAUAGCACUAAAAAAAGACUAUCGCAGGCCUUUAUUAUGUAUUAUGAAAUUGUUAAUAGGGAAAUGUAUAAUGAAACUGGAGGUAAUCUGCCUUUGUCUCGAAGAAUGAAUAUAGCCUGGGUGGAUGAUGUGUUGUUAGUUCAAAAUAUCCCCUUUAUUGAAGAAUUGUGUUUAGAACAGUAUGUGAGUCAACAAAGUGGAGAGGCAUUCUUAAUUGUGUCACCGUUUGUAAUGGUAGAGAUGUUGUCAGUGUUAUCUCACUACAGACUAGGCAAUAGAACUCAGUGUUUACAGUCACUGACAGACCUACAGACAUUGCUGCUUUAUGAUGAUUGGACAUAUGUUCCUUUAACAUGUUCCUUCAAAGACAUAUGCUGGCAGAUACUAGGGAUCUCGCAGCAUAUUGUUGGAGACUUACACGGGGCGUUACGGUCUUAUGAAGAGUCGCUCAGACAGAUACCAGAUCACAAAAUAAAAGAAGCCACAGUGUUUAGAAUAGAAUGUGUUAAACAACAACUACAGGAAAAUAUACACAUGUGA
Messenger RNA from Saccostrea cuccullata (small rock oyster), 1071 nucleotides. RefSeq lists its product as uncharacterized. The record is from RefSeq and is a predicted model, not a curated record. NCBI's taxonomy places the organism in Eukaryota, Metazoa, Mollusca, Bivalvia, Ostreida, Ostreidae. The coding region runs from base 1 to 1071 and encodes 356 amino acids. The transcript has a single exon.